AGAAUGACUAAGGAGAACAAGUGCUCCUGUUAUCUUUCUGAAACAUGCAUGAGCUUAUCAACUCUAUUUCUGCUGCUUGUUGCUGUACCAGCCAGCUGUCCUUCAGUUCUCAUUCCAGAGAGACGCUGCAUACCAGAGAGAGUAGAAGAUGAAUCCCCUCUACUGCUUCUUCAGCCUCAGCUUGCUCCCUCUUGUCACCCCAGACUGCCCCCAGCCCUGCCGUUGUGCUGCCCACACCAUUGACUGCAUGUCAACAGAUCUCACGGACGACGUGAUCCCCCUCUCCUUUGCGGCCUCAACGACCAAGCUCUAUCUCAACAACAACUAUCUCACUUUCAUUCCCAAAGGUCUUUUUGACAAUUUGCACAAUCUUCAGGCUGUGUAUCUGCGGGGGAAUCCUUGGGAAUGUACCUGCAACAUUCUCUAUCUGCGCUCCUGGCUACAAUGGCAAAAGAACCGGACUCUAUAUCGUGACGUGGUGUGUUCAUCCCCUGCCCAUCUUCAAGGCCGGAUUAUAACCUACCUGUCAGAAGAUGAGAUCAUUUCCACCUGCCAGUCCUGGUACUGUGGUGUGGCUCUGGUGGCACAGAUCUGCCUCUUUGUCUUCAUCCUGGUGCAGGCCAUCUUGCUACUUCUGAUUGUCUUCUACAUCUGCAGGUUCCAGCGGGUAGCCAAGGAAGCCAAGAGGGCAAGGGCAGAGUUCUAUGAGAAUGUGGAUCCAUGGGAAAGCACUAGUAAGAACAGUAUCGACUGAUCCCCAUCCUCCAGUAGCUUUUUCCCAAAUGCCUUAUUUCCUGGAGGACCUUGGAAGUUUUAGGCGGAAUUCGGAAGAUGUUUGUUUUUAAAAAAGAAGCAGCAGGCUUCUACACAGAAUGCUUGGGAUGGAUAAACUUAAUUGCAGAAUGGCAAAAUGGUAAAGGUUGGCAUUUGCUGUGCCACCAUUUGGUACUUGCACUCUGUAGAAUUCUUUAAUAAUUGAAAAAAAUGGUUUUUGGCCCAUGAUUGAGCCCCAUUGUGCCAAAGGCUGUCUGAUGUCCCCUAUUAUAUAUAAUCCUCCAGUAUUCUUUUACUCUUUCAAGUAGCAUGUGACAGCUUUUGCUGUUUUAUUUCAACAUAUUAAUAGGCCUUUCUUCCCUCCAAUCUGGAUUAGCUUCAGUUAUUACACAGGUUAACUAGAUUACACAGCAGAGAGAUAUUAUUCUGGGUUCUUCUCAAAAUCGAUUGUCAUGUCUAGCUCCUUGUUCUUUCAAACAGUGCAGUGGGGUUGAAAUGACUGGUUUUUGCUCUUUCUAUUAAAAGUGGGAAGAGUUGUGGUUAUGUCCAAAAUCUAGGAAUUUAGUUGGAGUUGGUAUUUCUUGUGGUUCAGCAUGGGUUUGAAUUCACAGAUCUCUAGACCAGAGAUACCAGCCUUUUUCUGAGGUUAAGGUCUUGAGAUUAACCCUAACCCUUGGAUUUUGAGUGGAGUGCCAGAAGCAGAAGUAACAGGGCCCAGGCGAGGGAG
Molecule: messenger RNA, 1501 nt
Organism: Candoia aspera
Lineage: Eukaryota; Metazoa; Chordata; Lepidosauria; Squamata; Candoiidae
Gene: GP1BB
Product: glycoprotein Ib platelet subunit beta
Exons: 2
Coding region: 149-754 (201 amino acids)
Source: RefSeq, a predicted model, not a curated record